AGCAAGUGACACGCAGGCGAAAUGAGGGUGGGGAGGCCGCCCUCCCCCCCCCCUUUCUCGGCGGAUGGUUUCUCCCGUUCUUGAGACUCGACGGAUCUGCUUCGGGGUUUCUUUGGGACCCGUCAGAGAUUCCCGGCGCCCCUUUGUAAUCCGGCCUCCCGGAGGGCUGUAAUUCCGGCUCCCGUCGCCGUCUCGGGUUGGUGGGUGCUGAUCCGAUCCCCUGUGAAGAGGUACAUAAUUCUUCCAUUAUGUCAUUCUUGUUUGAAUGGAUCUAUAAUGGCUUCAGCAGCGUGCUGCAGUUCCUAGGAUUGUACAAGAAGUCUGGAAAAUUAGUUUUCUUGGGUUUGGAUAAUGCAGGCAAAACUACUCUUCUUCACAUGCUAAAGGAUGACCGAUUGGGUCAACAUGUUCCCACAUUAUAUCCAACAUCAGAAGAAUUAACAAUUGCAGGAAUGACUUUCACCACUUUUGACCUUGGCGGCCAUGAGCAAGCGCGGCGUGUCUGGAAGAAUUAUUUCCCAGCAAUUAAUGGGAUUGUCUUUUUAGUGGAUUGCGCAGAUCACCCUCGUCUUUUGGAAUCUAAAGUGGAGCUCAAUGCAUUAAUGACUGAUGAGACAAUAUCCAAUGUGCCAAUUCUUAUCUUGGGUAACAAGAUUGAUCGACCAGAAGCUAUCAGUGAGGAGAAACUGCGAGAGAUUUUUGGUCUUUAUGGACAGACAACAGGAAAGGGGAAUGUGCCGCUGAAGGACCUGAACACGCGUCCUAUGGAAGUGUUCAUGUGCAGUAUACUGAAGAGGCAAGGCUACGGUGAAGGUUUUCGUUGGCUGUCACAGUACAUUGACUGAUUACUGGGGAGACAGAUCUAUUCCUGGACUGAUCCUGUUCACAAAUUCCUUAUGGACUUUUCUAUUGGAACAUGGAAGACUCUCCAUCUGCAUACUGGCAACGACCAAGAGACUCCUUUCUUCAGUUACCCUACAUCACAGUGGUGAUACGAUUCUUUUCCCUGUGUCUGGGAGACAACAUUCUGUACACUGGUGCAGGUUGUCCCUUCCAGCGGCCAUUGAUUCCUAUGGAAACCAUGGCUCUUUUCAGUUACCAAUGGGAUGAGCGAGCUGGAAUGCCAAGCUCUGUGCACGGCACUCUUUGUGGCUGGAAAAGAGGACCUGUCUCACCACUGUGCCCAAUUGAUUUCAAAGAAAGCAACUAUAUUUUUUAAAAGGAAGUGUUUGAUGUAAAUGGCGUCCCUUUAGAUUUUCUUAAGUUUAACCUUCAUCCUGUUCAGGCCAGAGUCUGUUAGGAUUUUUUUUUUUUUAAGAAAAAAAAAUCUACUUAAUGGUAUUUAGGCGGUUCCCAAAUGACCGAACCAGCUAUCAUGAUAUUCAAAAUCUUUAGCAAACGAGAGAGGUGGCUUUCAUAGCCCCUGUAAGGUGGUUGCGCUGUCACAUUGCUCAAUCAUGAAGAUAGUGCUAUUGGGACUGACUUGUGCAAUGGUUUUUCUUUAACUUACAGGGAAUUUCGUGUGGGGGUGGGAGAUGGAGUACACACCGAGGCACACUUCUUUAGCCUUCCUUGUCAUGUGCAGGAGUCUGAAAUGUGGUUGACCCCUUUUUGUCCACCUCUAAAGGUUACAAUCACUUUCCUUAUUGGCAGUCUUUUUUUAUUUCUUCUUCUUCCUCUUUGCAGCACCAGCAUAAAGUUUGUCUUGGACCUACAAUACACGAUGUUCUACAUUGCAGGCAACUGCAAAAA
Messenger RNA from Notechis scutatus (mainland tiger snake), 1752 nucleotides. It is a transcript of the gene SAR1A, whose product is annotated as secretion associated Ras related GTPase 1A. The record is from RefSeq and is a predicted model, not a curated record. Gene Ontology annotation, molecular function: GTPase activity; GTP binding. Gene Ontology annotation, biological process: intracellular protein transport. Lineage: Eukaryota; Metazoa; Chordata; Lepidosauria; Squamata; Elapidae.